UUUCUUUUUUUUUCUUUUGACCACAACAGCAAAACAUCCUGAGAUAAAAGCCUUGAUGAAGCCAGACCGGCACUUGAUCUGGGUAGUUGUACUGAUGGUUCUUGCACAGUUGAUAGCAUUUUAUCUUGUUAAAGACUUGGACUGGAAAUGGGUUAUAUUCUGGGCUUAUGUGUUUGGAAGCUGUAUUAGUCAUUCAAUGACUUUAGCUAUUCACGAGAUCUCCCACAAUAGUGCCUUUGGCAACUGCAAAGCAAUGUGGAAUCGAUGGUUUGGGAUAUUUGCCAAUCUUCCUCUUGGCCUCCCAUAUUCCAUAUCCUUCAAGAGAUACCACAUGGAUCAUCAUCGCUACCUGGGAGGGGAUGGCAUUGACGUGGAUAUUCCAACUGACUUUGAGGGCUGGCUUUUCUGUACUCGUUUUAGGAAGUUCAUUUGGAUUGUUCUUCAACCCCUGUUCUAUGCCAUUCGACCUCUCUGCAUCAAUCCCAAACCUAUUUCUCGACUAGAAAUCAUCAACUUGUUAGCCCAGCUCUCUUUUGAUGUUGUGAUAUAUUACUUCUGGGGAAUAAAGUCGGUAUGUUACAUGCUAGCAGGUUCAGUGCUUGGACUGGGACUGCACCCUAUUUCAGGACACUUCAUAGCUGAACACUACAUGUUUCUAAAGGGGCAUGAGACUUAUUCCUAUUAUGGGCCACUCAACUUGCUCACUUUUAAUGUUGGCUAUCACAAUGAACACCAUGACUUUCCUAAUAUUCCUGGCAAGAGCCUUCCAUUGGUGAAGAAAAUAGCAGCUGAAUACUAUGACAACCUGCCACAAUAUAAUUCUUGGAUAAAAGUGCUCUAUGAUUUUGUGAUGGAUGAUACAAUCAGUCCAUACUCGCGUAUGAAAAGGCAUUUAAAGGGUGAUGUGAAACAAGAGUGAACUUCUGGUGACCAAAAAUUGGAUAUGUCAAGAAUGUUGCUCUAAAAUAGGUGGUACAAGGCAUCUCCUGCUAAAGAUGUGUAUUUGUAUACUGAAUAAUUUAAACUAAUUCAACAAUCUACAAGAGUACAUCACUAUAUCCUAAAACAAAGACCUCUACGACAAGUUAGAGUAGACUGGCACCAGCUGUAACGCCCCUAGAAGCCUUCAGCUUCGUUGGUAUAAUCUACAUCUUGUUUAACUAAACUUUGUUCAGUGUUAAGUAUAUACGACUGUCACUGUUACAGGAUUUUCUUUUUUUUGGCAGGUGUUAGCAGAUCUUGUACUAAAAAAACAACUUUCUGUCUUGUGUAUUUAUUCUUCCUUCUUUCCUGAGAUUCUCAAUAUGCACUUUUGGCUUUAGCAUGGUCACUGAGAGUGUACUAAUGUUCACAGCUUAGUUGCUUUGUCAUGUUGCAAGUUUUAUAUUUAAUUAGUAAAUCAUGUUAAAAUAAGGUGGUGUUAAUUUUAAAUUAAUUGUGGAAAUUUUAAUUUUACUGUUAUGCUUCAGGUCAUUAAUCUAAAAUGGAAGUAACUAGUAAGAUAGAUAGCUUGGCUAUUAGUUUAGACAAAAAAGCAGACACAAACACCUAGUUAUGUUCUGCCACACUGUUAGAUGCUUGCACUAAAGUGCUCUAAGCAAAAGAAUAUUUUGCUGUGCUCCUGAGUAACUGAAAUCACAGCUUAAGCAGAGUGGAGAUUUAAAAUACUAGUAGAAUGCUUGUUAUCUAGGGUAGCUACUGGCACCAUUGAUCUAGAUUAACUAGUUUUCUUGGGAAGCUACUCGAGCAGCUGUCCUAGCAGGGACCCUGUAAGGCUCCCUGACAGUAUGCCAGAUCCACACCGAGUGAGCCUUGGUGAGAGGAAGACUGGGUAAGCUAAGGUUCUACUCCAUUCUUCGGAGUACCAUGGACUUGAGUAGUGAAAUAAAUAGAAUGUUGUUACAAUAAGUUAAGUCAUCUUAUUAGUUUUCCCAGUGUCCAAUGGGAAGCUUCAGAUAGCAUAGCAUGGCACUCUUAAAACCAAACUAACACCACAUCUUACUGCACAAAGUAUUGGUAACCUAAGGUAGCUGACUUUGGUUCUCCCAGUUUUUGUUUGGGGGCUUGUGUUUUUUGUGUGUGUGUGGUUUUUUUUCCUUGGCUCUUUGUUUCUUUUCUGGUGGUCUUAAACAUUCAAUGUUUGUGUAAUUGAAUAUUCAUGUAUGCAUUGUCUAUCCCAUCCAUUGAGCCAUAUGGAUGGCUGGGCAUCCUCCUGAAAAGGGGGAUGUUAGCAGCCAUCAGCCUAAUGCAAGGUCAGGUUGGCGCACAGUGAUUCUUGUAGCCCAGUGGAGUAGAUCUUGGAGUUGAUCCAAGGCUGGGUGGGGGGGCUGAGUGCCUAUGUGCACCCCAACCCAGUAGGUCAGUUCAUGGGGGAAGGAAGGGGCAGGGGAUAGAUCAAGGCCCCUGCAGUGAGGGACAGUGCCACAGAGGCAGAGCAGGGGUAAGUUGAGUGUGGGGCCCUGGCUAGGUGGGACUUGCCUGCAGGGGAGGCAUGCCCCCCAAACUUUUUUCUCCCUCUGCCUCUAUACCUGCAGGGGGGCACAGGCCCCCCCUUCCCCCCCCCAGACUUACCUGCUGUGGGGGACAUGAUAGAUCUUGAGUUGCUUUUUAAAUGCCAAAGAUGAUCUCUCCUACUUUUAAAGGUUGGAGACCACUGCUGUAGCCUUCUUAAAUGUGGAGAAACUUCAAGUGUGAAGGGAGGGAAAAGGACUAGGCAUCUUGCCAGAUGGUGGCAUGGCCCAUUCUUGUUUUCUAGCCCUAAAUUUCUGCUUCUAAUAAUUUCUUUGUCUCUGCAAAAAGCCACACUGGACUAUGCUGAAGAACAGCUUGCUUAUCUCUUGCAUUAGUACUGUACCUUUUUGUUUGCCUAAUAACUACCCUUAUGAUAUAGGGGCCAGGCCAAUGGAGUUAGGCACCUACUUUAUUUUGGGUACUACUUCUCACAUCUUAAGCUCCUAAAAAUGCUCCAAAAGGUCCUAGCUCUUGCUUCAUAUCAACUGAAGAUAACCUCACGGUGUUGGUAGAGUGUUUAUCAUUAUGUAAGCCUGGCUAAUGUCAGUCCUAGUUUAGCCUCAGUUCUUAAGAUGACUGACUCUUUCAGAUGUCAGUCUUCCAGGACCCCUUGGAGGCACUGGAAAAACUCUGCUAGAGGAGCAUGAUGGGUUGCUAAUGUAGCUUAAGCUCUGGCAUCUAGCAUAAUCACUCACUUUGAAAAUAUAGGUCCUUUAUCUGUGGAUGUGCUUAACAAGUGUAAAACCCUGCCAUUGAUUGUAAUCUUGCUACAAAAGCUCACUAACCAGAAUUAACUUCAUUGUGGGCUUGUGACCAAUAGUUGGCAUACUGCUCAGUGUGAAAGCUUUGACUGCUUAAAUAAACUUCCUUGUUGUUAGUGGAAUAAGGUUCCAAACCUAUUUUUAAUUUUACAUCUUAAGUAAGGGAAUAUGUUUUAAGACUAGGGGAGGGGGAUGGCUUUUGCUAGAUGCCAUAAUGUUAAACUGCAGCAGUUAAGUAAUAUAGCUAAAGUAUCCACUUACAAUAUGCCUGGGGUAGGGAGGCUCAUUAGGUAAUCUUUUACAAUUCCACUUGUUCAAUAAAUGUCCUAAUUGGUUACCCUAA
Molecule: messenger RNA, 3615 nt
Organism: Alligator sinensis (Chinese alligator)
Lineage: Eukaryota; Metazoa; Chordata; Crocodylia; Alligatoridae
Gene: DEGS1
Product: delta 4-desaturase, sphingolipid 1
Exons: 2
Coding region: 56-919 (287 amino acids)
Biological process (GO): ceramide biosynthetic process
Cellular component (GO): membrane
Molecular function (GO): sphingolipid delta-4 desaturase activity
Source: RefSeq, a predicted model, not a curated record